ACAGCUUCAGCAGGGAUGCAGCUGCUGCUCUGUGCUCUGCCAACACCCAGGAGCACCCCAGCCCACCCUUUGCCCAGGGUUACGUGGCAGAGAGCUCUGCCGGGUGCUCCCUGCCCUCACAGCAGAGUCCACAAGUCCAGAGGGCAGCUUCCCCAAAUGCCUGUGGUGCAGAUGCAGCUGGUGAUGUGGGAAGUUUGUGCUGCCAGGCACUGCCAGGCCCAAAGCAGGUGAAAUGUACUCUGGGCACGAUGAAUGCCUGGCUGGGAGGUGGGAGGUGUGGUGGUACCAAAGGCAUUGCUGCUGUCAUGUGACAUCUGACAGUCUGCUUACAGGUUUUGGAGUGCUUGGAGGUUUCUGCCUGGGUCAUUCCCUGGUGAAAUAGUUUUUGCAGCAGAGCAGGGAUGCCAUGGAAAUCUGGGAGAAAAACAUCUCUGGCCCUGUGCUUGGAAAACUGCUGUAUGAGGUCCUGUUUCUUGCUCUUUCCCCAGUUCCACAGCACUAGCAGGCUGAAGCAUCAAACACCUGGGAAGCCCGCCAGUCUGUCCAGGCAGGAAGAAGAAAUGAUGGACAGCAGGACUGGCUUUGAUCAGGAUAGAGACUGUGCCACUCCAGGGCAUGGCCAGGGGCUGAAAUUGGAGCCCUGUUUCCAGACUGACUCUCUCUUGCCUUCCCCCAGUGCGUCCCUGAUACCACAGCUCCUCAGCCACACAGUGGUUGGCAGGAACCUGGAUCCAACCUUUUUCCCUUCCUCUCAGGCAGUGGUCUUGCCUCAUGACUACAAAUGUGGUGCCUGUCCUGGAGAAGAAGCACAAGCCCUGGCUUUCCCCAGGCCCCGUGCCCCAGCUCCUGUGCCCUGUGCUGGGGAUGGGGACCAGCUCUCCAGCCAGCACCCACGGGAGCAGCUCUGUGACCAGCACGUACGAGCCAAGCGGGCCAGGGUGGAGAGCAUCAUCCAGGGCAUGAGCCUCCCACCAACCCCGCAGGCAUUUGACUCGAGCCUGGAGGCAGCGGUUAGGCAGGAGAGGGAAAGAGGUGGUGAGAUGUCCCAGGAGAGCAAGAGGAAGCCAAGGGUGCCCCAGCAGGGCACGGGGGCAGCUGGAAGAGUGGCUCCCACAGGGGGCAGCUCCCAUGCCAAGGGCUGCCAGCAGCUGAAGGAGCAGCUCUGCUUUUUAGAGCAGCAGCUGAGGUGGCUUCAGGAGAAGUUCUACCAAGUCUGUGACUCUGAGGAUGCUGCCCAAACACAGGAAGAUUCUGAGAAAGUGCAGCCACUGCCUGGAAAGCCUGAAGACAGGCUGAACAAGGACAGGGCCACUUCCAGCAGCAACCCACGCAAAGUGCCUCUCAGAAGGAGUGUCCUCGAGGUGUGUGGGCUGGAGGAGGUGGAGGACAGAGGUGACACAGGUGGCCUGCCCUUGGCAGUGAGGGUACUCUCACAGGCACUGAAGCAUGAGCUGUCUGUGGUGACAUCCCAGGUAGUGGACUCUGUCCUGAAGACAGUCUGGCCAAAGGCAGACAGCCACAUCCAGAAGCAGCACCACAGCCUUCCGAUGCUGGGGCCAGAAGCCAGGAGAGAGUAUUCUGCUGGUGGGAAAUGCAGAAAGCCACUUGGUAAGCCAUCUCCUAUGAAUGCACCUGGCUCCCUGGGCUCACCCCAGGCUGAGGUCCUGCCAGGAGUUUUGGGGAAGAGCCUGGGUUCUUAUGCUGCCUCCUUCAACUCAAAGGGGGUCAGAAAAUCCUCUCGGGUACCCAGCAUGGGUUAUUCACUGGGCUCAGCCACCCCUGUCCAGCACAGCCAGCUGCUGAGCCAGCUGUUGGGCUAUGGCCAGCACAGCCUCUGGGGCAGCGACUCUCCUGAGAGCCCAUCUGCUCUGGAGAGGGGUUGUCCAGAGCCCCUCAAGUUGCCCUGGGGAACUGUUAAACUGAGGUCAUCGAUUGUGAGACAGCAGCAGCACCAUCCCCUGCCCCUGGGCCCUGCCAGCAUGGAGAGCCUGGCACUACUGCCAGCUGGCAGGGAUGGCCACGGUGAGCUGGCAGCUGCAAGUGAUGGAGCACCCUUUGCCUCGACCCACAUGCAGGAGGCACUGACCCCCGGGCACCUGAAGAAGGCCAAGCUGAUGUUUUUCUUCACCCGCUACCCCAGCUCCACUCUGCUGAAGACCUACUUCCUUGAUGUGCAGUUCAGCCGCUGCAUCACCUCCCAGCUCAUCAAGUGGUUCAGCAACUUCCGUGAGUUUUACUACAUCCAGGUGGAGAAGUUUGCGCGGCAGGCCCUGCUGGAGGGAGUUGUGGAUGCUUGUACUCUCCAGGUCUCCCGGGACUCAGAGCUCUUCCGUGCCCUCAACAUGCACUACAACAAGGGGAAUGACUUCGAGGUGCCAGGGCGGUUCCUGGAGGUGGCCAGCCUGACACUGCAGGAGUUCUUCAGUGCCGUCAGGGCAGGCAAGGAUGCCGACCCCUCCUGGAAGAAACCCAUUUACAAAAUCAUUUCCAAACUAGACAGUGACAUCCCAGAAGGGUUCAAAGCUGCUGGCUGCUCCCAAGAACUGCUCCACAGCUGAGUCUCUGUGAAAGCAGCCCUGGGUUGUGUGUGCAGCCACCAUGUGCACCUCCUGGGCACUCUGUACAGCACCUGUUAUUUGGGGUAUUCUCUCUCUGAGACAGCUCCUGAGGUGAGGCCUAUCACUUGCCUCUUUUGCUGGGAUUUUAUGCUGUGCAUUGUAUUCUGCUGCUCAGAACUGGUGAGGACUGCCAGAAGGGAGGGACAGAGAUGAAACCAUCAGGUUGGAGCCUGAGAAGUUGCCCUGCCCCAGAUCUCCCUAUGACCCUGACUGAGCCGCCUUCAUUCUCUCUUCCAGAGGGUCACAAACCAGGGCAAACAGCCUUGCUGUUUAUAAAACAGGAAGAGGUCCUAGUAGUGGGCAAAGUUUCCUUGGCACAGCAGACUAGCGGAUGUACUGAGUCCAAAAGCAUGACUCAGUUUCUGUCCAGAUACAACACACCAGUGUCCAAAGAAAACAGCUGGUGAAUUCCAGCGGCUCGAGCACUCCAUGGGGAUAGUUGUUCCUGUCUGGGAUAUGUAAAAACUAUGUUUGUUCUAGCCAACAAGAAUAACACUCUCCUCCACCUCCCCUGUGCUGUCAGACAAGACCCCCCUGUGCAGCUGUGUGCUGUGGCCAACCAGGUGUGUGCUCCCCAGCAGCAUCCUCUGGGAUGCUGGAGGAGAGCAGGCUGCACAGGCAGCUCUUCUUGGCACUCCAAAGAGUCUCCAUCAGCCCAUCACCUGGGAGGACAGCUCCAUGUUAAACACCCAUCCAUGUUCUCCCACACUGUGUUCCUGCUGGCAAAACUGCCCCAAGCAUCUCUGUUCUGCACCCUGCCCUUGGUGAAAGAGAAGAAUGUUAUUUGAGAUCCAUCAGUCCCUGUGGUUUUAACACAAGCUGGGGAAGAGCUGGGCCUUGACAUACACAACCCCAUUGCUGUAAGGGCUGUAAACUCAAGGAGGUUUCUUUAUCCUGUGGCCGAGACUUAGUGACCACUUUUCUACCUGAUGGAGCAUGGUGAAGUGUUUUGUGUUAAGGGCUCUCUAAUCCUCACAGAGGUGGCAGUGGAGAGGAAAAGGCUGUGAAGAGGAGGGAGUCCUGACAGAGGUAUGGCACGAGGGCACUGGGAGGGCAGUGAUGAGCAAUAAAACUCACACAAAACCCUCAGGGAGAAGACUGGGAAAAGGCCAAGGUAAUUUUGGAGGUGCUGUAAGGUGUCAGCUGGUACUAGAAUGCAGCAAGUGACUCUUGAGAGGAGAAGCACAGCUCCAGCAUCAGAUGAAUGCUUGGGGUGAUCCAUAGGCAAUGCAUCUACAGGAGUAAAGAAGUGGCAACAUCAGGACACAGUGGGGAGCUCCGAAACAGGGGCAGUUUGAAAAUGGUUCUCCCCAUUACGAGUGUGGCCACCAGAUUUCCUGCUCCUUUUUGUGUAUUUAUUUCUCCAAGUUUGUAUAUUUUACAACCCCAACACAAAAUUUACAUGAUUCCUUUUAAAAUAAACACAUUGUUUAAGUUACCCCUUUACAUCCCUGUAUACCUAUUUGAUAACAUCUGUUCUAAAGAGUUAUCCUAGAAGUUUCUUGCUUUUU
Passer domesticus (house sparrow) is the source of this 4129-nucleotide messenger RNA. It is a transcript of the gene PROX2, whose product is annotated as prospero homeobox 2. Gene Ontology annotation, cellular component: nucleus. Gene Ontology annotation, molecular function: RNA polymerase II cis-regulatory region sequence-specific DNA binding; DNA-binding transcription factor activity, RNA polymerase II-specific. The transcript is spliced from 4 exons. Lineage: Eukaryota; Metazoa; Chordata; Aves; Passeriformes; Passeridae. Gene Ontology annotation, biological process: regulation of transcription by RNA polymerase II. The coding region runs from base 402 to 2558 and encodes 718 amino acids. The record is from RefSeq and is a predicted model, not a curated record.